AUGCCUGCCAUGUUAGAGGAUCCUAGCGCUCCCAUCUUCUACCGGCAGUCGGGCCCUCCACCUUAUCCCAGCGCCUUUACGCCUCUUCCUCCGGAGAUUGUACCGUACCAGGUUACCUUGCGCGAUCGCAUUACCAUAGCUACGGUGAUCCCGUUCUCCUCGCCCGCACAGGUCCCCCACACGCUGCUUGCAUACCUGAGCGACCAACUAAAUCGCGAAAUUGAGCUCGGUGAUACAUAUCCCAUGAUUGAACCGAUUCCCCUCGCGAAUUUUGGGCCCUAUUGGUUCAACAAUUUCGGCGCGGUGAUGCUGCUAGGUAGCAUUGACUCAGCGGAAGAGGUUGCACAGAUGGAGCGCGAAGGGAAAGAUUGGGAGCGGGAGUGUUUGGGGAGUUUCUACAUCAAACCGAAUUACCCCGGUCGCUCUAGCCAUGUAUGCAACGGAGGAUUUCUAGUCACCGAUGCAGCGCGCAAUCGAGGUGUAGGUAGAUUAAUGGGUGAAAGAUACGUAGACUGGGCUCCUAAGCUGGGUUAUUCUUACUCGGUGUUUAACCUUGUUUAUGAGACAAAUGUGGCAUCUUGUCGCAUCUGGGACGCCUUGGGAUUCAAGCGCAUUGGCCGGGUCAAGGGCUGCGGAAACCUUCGCUCGCACCCCUCACAACUCAUCGACGCAAUUAUUUUCGGCCGGGAUCUCGGUCCAGAGGGCGAGGAUUUUGUAUCAGAAGAACGGUUUGAUAAGAUUCGGUAUUACUUAAAGCAUGGCAAAUACCCAAAUGGUGCCGACCGCGCCGAGAAAAGCAGGCUGAGAAGCGCAGCGACUCAUUACAAAUUGAUGCCUCCUGUCAAUGGCGGAGAUGGGCCGGAGCGGCUCAUGCUCAAGGAUAAGGAGGUUGUUUCGGACCCUCAAAGGCAGUAUGAAAUUGCGCGCUCUGUACACGUUCAGCAGCAUGGAGGUAUCAACAAAACCACGGCAACUAUUGCAGAAAAAUAUCACUGGGUCCGUAUCAAGGAAACUGUCAGUCUUGUCAUUCGCAACUGUGCAGAUUGCAAAGAACUCGCCAAAGCGCCGAUUAUUGGCGGGCCCAAGCGGAACAGUACCGCUGUGUCUCCGGCUCCGACCGCAAACGUUGUUUCCGGUCCGCCAAACUCCACGCCGCACGUUUCCGCCGCGGGGCGGAUUCUCAGCCUCUCCAAUACAGGAUCGCCAUCCGCACGACCAACUUCGGUUCCUUCAAACGCCCAUACAGGCAUGUUGCAUCCCCACAGCGUAGCGCAUCAGUUGCAACAACAUGCGCAGCAUAUCCCGCAACCACAACACAAUGCAACACAUUUCAACCCUCAUCAACAACCGACGCCAUUACUACCAGACUUUCCUCUCGACCCCCAGAUUAUGGAAGAUGUGCAGCAUCAUCUCACAUCUUACUCGGCGUCACCACAUCCUUCCGAUCCCACCGGUCAUCCUGACACGGAUCUAGCUCUCAAGGCGUCCGCCACAGCCGCCGCUCGUGCGGCUAUCGGCCAUCUCCCGUCCGGUCAUGACCCGCACCAUACCCAUACCCAUCAUCAUGAUCCUGACGCGGACGCAGACGCCGAUGUGGACCCUGAUGCUGACGCGGACGUCGACGCAGAGGGCGAUCCCGAUGGUGACCAUGAAGAAGAGAGCGCUCGGGAAAGAGAUUUGAAGCACCAAUUGUUUGUGGCUGGGUUUGGAACUGAUGCCGAUGCAUAUGUCGGUUGA
Molecule: messenger RNA, 1737 nt
Organism: Xylona heveae TC161
Lineage: Eukaryota; Fungi; Ascomycota; Xylonomycetes; Xylonales; Xylonaceae
Exons: 2
Coding region: 1-1737 (578 amino acids)
Molecular function (GO): acyltransferase activity, transferring groups other than amino-acyl groups
Source: RefSeq, a predicted model, not a curated record